CCUCAAUAAAAACACAGUUCUGUUAAGGAUAUGGUUGAUGGGGAAUAUGGUGUGUCAUCCAUUAUUAUGAUCGCAUGCUCCACAUGCUGACUCCUCUCCAGUCAACACACGGGACGUGGGAAAUCCGCUGCGACUUCGCCGAUUGGCCCGCGCUCCUGUCAGUCACCGGGCCGGCUGGGCGGGCUCUGCUCGUCACCCACGUUAGUGAGUGACCGCUGAAUGAGCCUCAGUGUUUGACUUGGUUUGACAAGUUUCCCUGUGUGAUCAUGGCGCUCGGGCCGAGGAGCUAGUGGACGCUUCGUGUUUUCAGCUCCUGGCUCUUGAUGUACGGAGAGACGCGUUUGCCUGCUUUCUUUUUGUCUGUGCCAGCCCAUCCUCUGAGCGAUACGACCGCCGGGUCACAGUAACCCACCGUGGGAAGACGCACACAGCGGUUCAAGAUGGACAGCCUGUCGUUUGACGAUCCCUCGCUGGAUAACCUGGAUCCGUCGCUGACGCUGAGCGAUCCCAGCGAAAUUGACACGGCCCUGUUGAGCGACAUUGAUGAUAUGCUACAGCUCAUCAACAACCAGGACAUGGAGUUUGGAGGACUCUUUGAUAACCCACCAUACCCAGGACCCCCACUCCCUCAAGAGCUACCUAGUUUGACCCAGCCCAUCGCACCAGCUGCCCCACUAGCCACCACCACCACACCCCCAUCUUCCUCCUCCAUCCUAAGCAGCAACCCCCACCUGGAUGCACUUCUGGGCCCCCCCAUCACCCGUAGCUCCUCCACCCCAGACAAGGCCUUCCAGCCUCCGACUUUCCAGCAGUCCCCCUUGGCCCAGGUGCCCAGCUCCUCACCAAGGCAGCAGCCGGCGUCCCCGCAGCAGGCCCAGACCCUCAGACAACCCCAGGUGUCGCAGCCCCAGCCCAUUCUCAGCCCCUCUGCGCCAGCCCAGGCUGCUUCACCCCAUGGCUCCCCUGGAACGAGCCCAGUGUUCAGCUCCACACCCCAGGCUCUGUUCACCUCCCCUUCACCCCAGACUCCCUUCACCCCCCCUUCACCCCAGACUCCCUUCACCUCCCCUUCACCCCAGACUCUCUUCACCCCCCCUUCACCACAGACUCCCUUCACCCCCCCUUCACCACAGACUCCCUUCACCCCUCCUUCAACCCAGACCCCCUUCACUUCCCCUUCACCCCAGACUCUCUUCACCUCCCCUGCAACCCAGACUCCCAUGCAGCCCCAGCCCCAGCCACAACAUCAGGCCCAGGCUCAGUCUCAACAAGCCCGGAGUAACUUCAGCAGCCCCAUCUACACAACUGUCAGCCCCACCAGCAUCAGCAUACCCGCCACCAGUUUGUCGUCCUCGCCUCCGAACCUCCAGCCGGUGACCAUCCAUGCUCAGCUCCAAGGUCUGACCACCACCGCUUCUCUGCUGGCCACCACGACAAGCCAGCCCAUCCAAACCAUCGCACAACACGUUCAGCAAGUGCCGGUGUUGCUGCAGCCCCAGUUCAUCAAGGCGGAGUCUCUACUGCUGACCACCCUGAAACAUGACCCCUGCAUGGUCACUACAAUGGCCUCCUCCACAUCCCUGGCCAACAGCAACCCAGUACAAAGCCAUUCAAUACAAGCUUUUAUGGGCAGUGGCACCAUCCUGACCACCAUGCCAGUCAUGAUGGAUGCUGACAAGCUCCCAAUCAACCGCAUCGCCAUCAGCGGUAAGCCGCUUGGCCUGCCCCACAAGGGGGAGAAGCGCACGGCUCACAACGCCAUCGAGAAGCGCUACCGCUCCUCCAUCAACGACAAAAUUUUGGAGCUCAAAGACCUGGUGUCUGGUGCGGAGGCCAAGCUCAACAAGUCUGCAGUGCUGAAGAAAGCCAUCGACUACAUCCGCUACCUGCAGCAGACCAACCAGAAACUCAAACAGGAGAACAUGGCUCUUAAAAUGGUCACCCAGAAAAACAAGUCUCUCAAAGACCUGGUUGCCAUGGAGGUAGAUGGACCGGCUGAUAUGAAGAACGAGCUGCCGACCCCGCCGGCUUCUGACGUGGGCUCGCCGACAUCUUUCUCACACUGUGGCAGUGACUCAGAGCCCGACAGUCCGAUGGGGGAAGAGACCACGCCAGCUACGGGUGCAGUGGACAAAUCGACAGCAGGCAGCAGUGCUGGGGGAAUGUUGGACCGUUCCCGCAUGGCGCUCUGCACCUUCACCUUUCUUUUCCUGUCUCUCAACCCGCUGGCUGCUCUGCUCUGUUCAUCCGGCAGCAGCUCAACUGGAAGCGCUGCAGCCGGCACCACCCAUCACGCAGGCAGGAGCGUUCUGGGUGUGGAUAUUGCAGCGGAAUCAUGGGGCUGGAUGGACUGGAUGCUUCCAACUAUACUUGUGUGGCUUCUGAAUGGUAUUCUGGUGUCUGGUGUUCUGAUCCGUCUGCUGGUGUAUGGAGAACCUGUGACCAGGCCCCACUCUGGAUCCUCUGUUUUGUUCUGGAGGCACCGCAAGCAGGCUGACCUGGACCUUGCAAGAGGUGAUUAUGCCCAGGCCAGUCAGAACCUGUGGACGUGUCUAAAGGCUCUGGGUCGCCCCUUGCCCAUCUCCCAGUUGGACCUGGCCUGUGCUGCAUUGUGGUCUCUGCUCAGAUUCUGCCUCCAGCGGAUCUGGGUGGGCCGCUGGCUUGCUGCUAGAGCUGGAGGCCUGCGUUCUGACCGCCCCCUGCAGGAGGAUGCUUGCAAAAGCAGCCGUGACGCCGCCCUGGUUUAUCACCGUCUGCACCAGCUUCACAUGACAGGUAAAUUGAAUGGCAGCCACCUGUCAGCAGUGCACAUGGCUUUGAGUGCAGUGAACCUGGCAGAGUGUUCUGGCUCCUGUCUGCCUGUAGCCACUCUGGCUGAGGUCUACGUCUCUGCUGCUCUACGGGUCAAAGCCAGCCUGCCCAGGAUCCUGCAUUUCACCUCUCGUGCUUUCCUGAGCAGCGCCCGUCAGGCGUGCCUGUCGACCAGCGGCAGCGUGCCUCCGGCCAUGCAGUGGCUCUGUCACCCACUAGGUCACCGCUUCUUUGUGGACGGGGACUGGGCUAUUCGCAGCACUCCCAAAGAAAGCAUCUACAGCCAGGCCGGCAAUACAGUGGAUCCUCUGGCCCAGGUGACUCAGGCAUUCAGAGAGCACCUCCUGGAGAAGGCUCUGUACUGUGUGGCCCAGCCUCAUGGAGAGACCAGUCCCAGCCAGGGAGAGGGGGAGUACGCCGAUGCCCUGCAGUACCUCCAGCUGUUGAUUAGCGCAUCAGAUGCUGCUGGCGCAACAUCCCAGUCCUUUGCAAUCGGCUCCAACAUGGCUACUGUGACUGGCUGCGACCCGCACUCCAAGUGGUGGUCUUCUGUUGCUGUGGUUAUCAUCAACUGGCUCCAAGGAGAUGACGCUGCGGCGGAGAGACUGUAUCCGACUGUGGAGCACCUGCCCCGCAGUCUGCAGAAUGCAGAGAGUCUUCUGCCCAAAGCGUGUCUGAACACAUUCAGGGCAGUGCGAGCUCUGCUGUCCAAGCCAGAAAACUGUCAACUGAGUCUGAGCUACAGCGACAAGGCCAGCACUGUGCUCCGAGACAGCCUCAACCUAGGACCACACUGCCACAGCUCCAGCUUAGACAAGGUCAUCCAGUUGCUCUUGUGUGAUCUGCUGUUGGUGAUGAGGACCAACGUCUGGCGUCUUCAGCAACAAGGGGCCGGUCCAGCGGGGUCGGGGUCGGGGCCGGUGGGCACCAGUGGCCCAGCGGGGCUCCACCAGGCCUCUCCACCGGAGCUCCAGGGCUUUCAGCAAGAUCUCAGUUCCCUACGCAAGCUGGCGCACACCUUCAGACCUGCAAUGCGACGAUUGUUUCUCCAUGAAGCCACAGCCAGGCUGAUGGCGGGGGCCAGUCCCACCCGCACCCAUCAGCUCCUGGAUCGCUCGCUGCGACGCAGAGCAACCCCUGGGGCCAAGACAGAGGAGUGCGAGACGCGACCUGGCCAGCGGGAGCAGGCCGAGGCCGUGAUGCUGGCGUGCCGCUACCUCCCUCCCUCCUUCCUGUCGGCUCCCGGCCAAAGGGUAGGCAUGCUGGCAGAAGCGGCCCGCACCCUGGAGAAGCUGGGAGACAAGCGGACCCUCCACGACUGCCAGCAAAUGAUCAUCAAGCUGGGCAGUGGCACCACGGUCACCAACAGCUAGAGAGAGGGGAGAAGGGGAGGGGCAUGAGAGACAUGCUCGGACACUGUAUAUAGAAACAAACAUGCUCCCACAGACACACAACCACACAGUCCCUGGCAUUUUUGGCGUGCAGCCACAGAACAGAUUUAUUAUUCUAUACCGAUCCACAUCAACCGAACAGGAUCUUCUUCAUGGACUGCCUCUCCCACCGCCCCAACACCACAUCAGAAGGCACUUACCCUGUUCACACUCUUGUUGCUCCGGAGUAUUAUCACAAUAUAGGAAAAAAUGUUCCUCUCUUACCGAGCUGAGAGCUGAAUCCCCCCCACGAGAAAUUGAAUUGCAGUGCCACUGUUUUCCACAGAGAGGAGCCAUGAAGUCCUCCUGGUUGAUGGUGUGUCAAUGGUCUCUGAGUGAGUGAGUGAGUGAGUGAGCAUGUGUGUGUGGAGCGUGAAAGAGAUAUUAUCUCUGCAUUUGCUCGGCAUCGUCCCACCCCCAGUCUUUUUCGACACAGAUGCAUCCUCUACAGACAGGAGUGCUCAGUGGGUUGGAGUGGCGGGCUGCUCUGAUUGGCUGCAGAGUGAGGUGUCUCUCGAGUGGCCCAACUCGGAUUGGUCCAGCUGUGGGCUCGCACAGUGGGAGGCCGCUCCGCAGGUGGUCCAGAUAGUACUGAUCCCGUUUCACUGGGGCUGAUUUGAGGGGUCCCACUGCACAAGCUCCGUGUCUGUAUCUGCACUAUCCCCGAGAGGCUGAUUUCAUUAAGUAAUAAUAUGGCUUUAUGAGGUUAUUUUCAUAGAGGUCCAUGUUUUUUGUUUUGCUGUGUACAUAUUUUAAAAUUGUAUUUAUAAUCUGUAAGAACUUUAAUUAAGCAGUAUUUUUGCAUAAGCAGAGUGAAAAAUGCUCACAUUCUUCCCUGGAUUCAGUUUGAUUGGAAACUCCAAAUAAUGCAGCCACUGUGCUGUGUUGCCAUGGUGACGAGUGUCAACAUUUCGACCGUAUCAAGGUGAUAUUUGCGGCACGUCGUCUGACUCAGUUGACCUUUUUGCACUGUUGCACACGAAGGCAACUAUGAUAUCAUAAGACAUUUGGCAGAAUUCAAUUCUGGCAUCGCAGAGCGACAACUCAAACUACAACGUUAACCUUUUCCAGCGUAAUGACACAAGUCGGGCGGACAAUUUCAAAAUAAGAGACUGUUCUUUUCCAAAGAGGACCUGCAGUGCAUCUUGUCCUGUGUUUUUGUUUGUUUUGUUUGUAGCUUCAUCGCAAAGAGCAAUACUUGUUCUUCUGUCAUUAUAGUUUCAUGCUCCUAGAAAAACACUGUUUAUUACUUUUUAGACAAGUAUAAAAAGUAAAAAGUAAAACUUUGGCAUGUGUUGUUUCAUUUUGUCCCUGGAACGGUUUGUUUUUUUAUAGUGUGUCACUAAUGUGAAAGAUCGGCAGACUUUGGUUUGUGAUGAAUGUAAAGCAACCAACCACGUCUAAAGGUUCUGUUCACCCACAUCUUAUCAUCUCUCCCUUCAUCAUUUACUCUGAUGUAAAUAUUAAAACAUUUUGUAAAGAAGA
Molecule: messenger RNA, 5726 nt
Organism: Platichthys flesus (European flounder)
Lineage: Eukaryota; Metazoa; Chordata; Actinopteri; Pleuronectiformes; Pleuronectidae
Gene: srebf1
Product: sterol regulatory element binding transcription factor 1
Exons: 20
Coding region: 441-4184 (1247 amino acids)
Biological process (GO): regulation of transcription by RNA polymerase II
Cellular component (GO): nucleus
Molecular function (GO): RNA polymerase II cis-regulatory region sequence-specific DNA binding; DNA-binding transcription factor activity, RNA polymerase II-specific; protein dimerization activity
Source: RefSeq, a predicted model, not a curated record